AUGGCGACGAACAUGAACACAUUUGGCGAUGGCUUGUUUAAAGUCGGCAAUUUUGUGUCAUGUAAGACGUGUUUUGAGGAGAGAAUUUCAGGGGAAGUGAUGGCUUAUGAUAUAGGUAGCAAGAUGCUUGCUCUCAAAACACCUUCCACAAACAGUGAGAGAAAGAACACAUACGAUAUACGCAUCGUCAAUUUAAAUUUCGCCAAGGAUCCUCAAGUAGAAAAGGUUUCAUCAGACCCACAGCCUAAGUUGUCUCCACUCAACAUUCAGAAGUUAAACAAGAGAGCGGAAGACGCCAUUGCAGCGAAAAAGAAUUCUUUCAGAUUACUUAAAGAAGGCGUCAGUGUAGAGGCCCAACAUUUAUUCCAAACUAUCAGGAAAACACUCCCAUGUGAAUGGCAAGGUGUAUGCAUAGUAACCGGUGAUGUAACGGUCCAUCCACCCUAUGGCACAGAAGACUGCAAAGGCAAGGAGAGUGCUCUAGCUCAUAUUAAAAAAAUUAUUGAAAAGUUUUACAAAGAUCAACAAUCGAGCAGUACCUGAGAUACGACGUCCCAUCUUUGUUCUACAUCUUUAGACUCCUCUUUAUCCCCUUCUUCAUCCUCAAAGAGUCCCCAAGACAAGGGAGCCACCAUCCUCAAAGGGUCUCUAAGACUGGGAAAAACCAGCUGGUAUAUCAAGGGGAUGAGUAGACUUGUGGACAAGUCGUUAAUGGUCCCACGCGAUAAAAUAGUCCAGUUGUGAGGUUGCUCUCGCAAAAUCACUGUUGCGCGAACACCAGUAGGUUGCGGGGCCAGCAGUCUCGCGAGAAUAUUGCGGGGAGAAUUGGAAUGCUAUCACCCCGAUAGACAUUUUACGACUUGUCCACAAGUCCAGGGGAUGGGGGUCCUGGGUUUUGCUGCAGUGCAAGUUAUUUACACUUGCCAUAACUUCAUAUUUAUAAAAAUAUACACAGCUUUAGGACCAAUCCCUUUCCACACACCUCAUUCAACUUUCUAAAAACUCAUCGACUGAAAUCGUCUUUUUUUUCUUUUUUUCGGACACUUUUCUUUGGAAAUGUUUUGAUUUUUAGUUGAAAAGAUUCAAGAUUCAUGAGAUUUGUUGUUAUUUUUUGCUUUGUGAUGAACCAUGUACUGUUGAUGGUUUUGUUUGCUGGAGUAUUGCUUCGAUACAAAAAGGGUUAAACUGAUGAAAACUUAAGAAAAGUUACUUGAGUUCUAUCCUUUCUGUUUUGAGUUCGUUUUAGUUUAUGUUCUCCAAUGUUAUUUGUCUUCAAUGUGGGUUAUUGUGUUGGCUUUAUAGUCAACUGUUAUAAAUUUGUUUGUGCACAUUGUUUGUGGUGUUUUUUACAUUUUUCCAAAGUGGAAAGAUGAGAAAGCAACCUUUAAGUUUCUUUUUUAUAAGUCAACUAUUUAGGGACAUGUUAAGACCGAGAAACGUUUUACAACUCAAAUUAUUUGAGGAGAAAUGAGUUUCAAGGAAGCUC
Molecule: messenger RNA, 1486 nt
Organism: Asterias rubens (European starfish)
Lineage: Eukaryota; Metazoa; Echinodermata; Asteroidea; Forcipulatida; Asteriidae
Product: protein LSM12 homolog A-like
Exons: 5
Coding region: 1-543 (180 amino acids)
Source: RefSeq, a predicted model, not a curated record